Mya arenaria is the source of this 1976-nucleotide messenger RNA. RefSeq names its product alpha-(1,3)-fucosyltransferase C-like. Gene Ontology annotation, molecular function: alpha-(1->3)-fucosyltransferase activity. NCBI's taxonomy places the organism in Eukaryota, Metazoa, Mollusca, Bivalvia, Myida, Myidae. The transcript has 6 exons. Bases 330 to 1544 code for a protein of 404 amino acids. The record is from RefSeq and is a predicted model, not a curated record. Gene Ontology annotation, cellular component: membrane.
UCCUCGAAAAUGCUUCAUUGACAACCCUUGACAACAAAUGCGUAUAUAAAUCAUGGAUUUUUGAUCAGGUUAUUGUAGCAGUCAACAGCACCAGACCCUGCGUUCUCUCUUCAGUUUUAAGCAUAGAUGGGAGGUGUGAGCAUGCAGAAAAAAACCUUCCAAGAUCACUGAGUGGACCAAGAUAUCAACCUAGUGACUGAAUCUCUUGAAUCCUAGUUGGGAAAGCUUGACUGGCCCAAACUGCAGUCUAAAAAACAGGUCCGUGCUGUGACGAACGAGUAUGGUUGUUUCAAAUUGAUACUUAAAUUUCUACCUAGAAGUCACUGGAGAUGAUAAGCGAUGAGAUUCAACUGCAGUGCACAGUGACCAGGAAAAAACUAGUAAAAAUAUGUAUGGCAGUUGUGGUGUUGGCUACUAUACGACUUGCCGUGUUGUUAAUAGAGACUAGACAGGAGAUACACACAUUAUCAACCCAUACCAGGAAUGUUGUUGACAGACCUAAUCGUACCGAAUCAGGACACCGAAUACUUCUGUGGAUUCGAUAUAAGAGUGACUUUAAAAUUGAGAAGCAGCGAAUGUGCAUGCAGAAAUGUCCCGUACAGUGCACAUUAACAGAUGAUAAAAACGCCACAGCUGAUGCCAGUGCAAUUGUAUUCGUGUUAACCAGUGUAUGGGCAGAAAAUUGGGAAUUGGGGACGAAAAAGUUGGUGGAUUUACCGGUACGUCGCGAUGCGGACCAAGUAUGGGUUCUAUCCAACCUUGAGCCGCCCGCUAAUAUGUUCGGCGAUCUGGCGGCCCUCAAUGGCAUCUUCAACUGGACCAUGUGGUACCGCAGUGAUGCCGACAUCCACCUCCCUUACUCCGAGCCGAGGAGACUAACGACAGAAGAGGCUAUUAGAAACAUCGAAAAGAUGAAAACUAGAAACAUAUUUUCUGAGAAAACCAAAGAAAUAACGGGUAAGGUAAGUAACUGUGUAGAUGCAGGCCGAAGGUAUAGAAUAGUUGGUGAUUUACAAAAACAUUUAAACAUUGAAAUGUAUGGCAAGUGCUAUAACAACAUUUGCGGUGAUCCACAAAACCACACGUCAUGUGAUGAUUUGACUAAGAAAUACAAGUUCUACUUGGCUCUAGAAAAUUCUUACUGUAGGGAUUAUGUGACAGAGAAGUAUUGGCAGACCUUACACCGGGACCAGAUCCCAAUCGUGAACUGGGACUACAGCAUGGUGAGUCCGGACACUGUGAUCCCGGAUUCCUUCAUCAGUCUUCGAGAUUUCCGGGACACCACGGCACUGGCGAGCUAUAUACAGCGCGUUAGUGAAGACACGGAUCUAUACAACAGGUACUUCCAGUGGCAUGCGGAGUACGACAUCCAGGAGCCGUGUGCAACCUGCUCGGUGUGUCGCGCUCUACACGAGGGCCGCCCCCGCAAAGUGGUGGAAAACCUUGAAGCAUGGAUAGCGAACGACACGUGUCCCAAAGUCGGGGUAUUUAACAAGUGGGUGGCAUCGGUGGACAACUUCCUUUUCUCGAAGUUUGGCAUCUGAGCGGCCGAGAAGCUGAGAAGGUUACUGGAUGGCCUAUUUACAGCUGCUUGUGCUUGCUGUCUGCCACAACGAAGUUCUGACGCUGCGGACGCCGCGAAAUAUUUCACUCAUUGAUUUGUUUCCGCCGAAAGAUGUGCACACAUUUUCUGAUAUAUUGUGUUCAGAUUCAUAUUUGACUUUAAUAGAGGUACAUUUGUACUACACCAUGUGUUUAAACAGUCGACAUCGACACUAUCAACAGUGAACUUUGUGGAUAUAUAUAAGAUCGACAUGAAUUAUAAAUGAUUUAUUAUUAAAUUAUAUUGCACAAUUUGUAAAAAUGCUGAUAAAGAAGUUGCAUUUCACUUAGUGUCUGUUUAUGUAUGACGAUGCAUGAGAAUGUAUUGAUAGAAAAUACUCCAGUUAGUCCUGAUACAGGAACUUGAUCACAUA